AUGUCCGACUCACCAGACGGUCCCUCCAUAAGGGAAGAAGGGCGCUCGCAAUGUUCUCAGGACGAAGAAAACUCGCUGCCGUCCCAUACAUGUACCGUAUUUUACCUUCCGGAGAUCCUGGAGAUGAUCCUGCUAGACCUGGAUAUGCUCACAUUGCUGAUUUCACGUCGCGUCUGCCACACGUGGAACGAAAUGAUCAAGUCCUCGCGCAGAAUUCAACAGGCGUUAUUCUAUAUCCCAAUCGAGAGCAAGCCACCAGACCAGCAAGCUAUGAAGAACCCGCUCGUGGUUGACAAAAUAUGGUUCGACUUUCUCAGAACAGAACUUGUCUCGCGGUUCAGAGUCUUCGUUCCUCUCGGCGGGGGAUAUCGCCGGAUUCCCCGCAUCGCGUCCGAAAAAAGGGAGAAGGCGUAUAUGCGUCCCGAGGCGAGUUGGAGAGGGAUGCUUCUCCAACAGCCUCCAACGGAUGUUGUUCGUUUCUGGAACCCUAAAAGCCCCAACAUUCCCAUUGGGUGGUUUGCUGAUAUGGCCGACACCCACGCCAAAUGGAUGCCAAAUAAAGAUCACAUUCGUAUGGAGAACGUGGCAUAUUGGAUAGACACUGGGGCGUUUUCACCGGGACCUCUCCCAUUUCUAUGCUGGGAUGAUCCAAGUAUCAUGAGGAAAGCUGGAGGCCGCCGAAGAUUGGCUCGAAAUUCCAUUCUUUCUGAACACCUACUCCGGUUUGAUCUCACUAUCAACACCGAAUCUUACGGAUCAGGAGUAUGGUGGGGCCCUGCAAAUACUCCAGUAAAGCCUUCGACAUUGAAAAUCUGGAGUCACAAAGAAGAGGUCCAACUGCUUCAAGGAGAGCCAGCGUAA
Aspergillus uvarum CBS 121591 is the source of this 861-nucleotide messenger RNA. RefSeq lists its product as uncharacterized. Gene Ontology annotation, molecular function: protein binding. The record is from RefSeq and is a predicted model, not a curated record. Lineage: Eukaryota; Fungi; Ascomycota; Eurotiomycetes; Eurotiales; Aspergillaceae. The coding region runs from base 1 to 861 and encodes 286 amino acids. The transcript has a single exon.